UCUGCGCACUUUCAAGGAAGUGAGACAGUUUCCGUCUGGAGAGCCACAGGUCGCCAAAGACGGAAAGUAUUCGCAACAAUUGUAGUUGGAACGGGAUUGGAAGCUUUCUUUGAUGGCGAGAUGGGUUACGAGGUGGUGCGGUUUGAGGGUGAUGUAGACGAGGAGCUGAUCUGCCCCAUCUGCAGUGGAGUGUUGGAGGAACCCCUACAGGCACCACAAUGUGAACACGCAUUCUGUGCUGGCUGCAUCCAUGAAUGGCUGACCCGCCAGCCAACCUGCCCUGUUGACCGAAGUCCUAUCACAUCCAACCAGCUGAAGCAGGUGCCCCGGAUACUGCGCAACCUGCUGUCGCGCCUGCACAUCAAGUGCGACAAUGCCAGCUAUGGCUGCAUGGCGGUGGUCAAGCUCGACCUGCUGCAGAGUCACGUGCAGGAGUGUGAACACAACCCGAAGAAGCCUGUUCACUGUGAGCAGGGAUGUGGACUCAUCAUCCCUAAAGAUGAGCUCAAGGACCAUAACUGCACUCGAGAGCUGCGCAAUAUCGUGAUGCAGCUGCAGCAGAAGAUGCAGGAGAUGCAGUCCGAGAACGCUGAACAGAAACUGGCCCUGAAUGAACAAAAACGAGAAAUACAACUCUUGAAGGAGUACAUGAGAUCAAUGCGUGUGUCUAAUCCGCGGAUGAGAGAAAUUCAGGCAACCAUGGAGAAUGAAGAUGUCAUCAGGUGGGUGGGGAGCCUGCAGGCGGCCCGGGUGACGCGGUGGGGUGGAAUGAUAUCUACCCCCGAUGCUGUGCUACAAGCUGUCAUCAAGAGGGCGCUGAUUGACAGUGGCUGCCCCACACAUAUAGUCAACGAGCUGAUGGAGAAUGCCCAUGAGAGGAGGUGGCCAACGGGGCUCAGUACACUAGAAACUCGACAGUUAAACAGACGGCAGUAUGAAAAUUAUAUAACAAAGAGAAUUCCGGGCAAGCAGGCGGUGGUGGUGAUGGCGUGUGAGAACCAGCAUAUGCCGGAGGACCUGAUUAUGGAGCCGGGUCUAGUCAUGAUCUUCGCUCAUGGAGUAGAAUGAUUCUCUGCUCUGGUAUAGCUUUAAUGAAGAUAUUUGAAGGAAGAACCACAUCUCUGAUCUCUGUGAUGUACUUCUACCUGUGAAGACCAACCGGAUGCACACUCUGUCCAUGUUAACAGCAGGCUACUGGAGGCCAGUCACUAACCGGUUAUGAACUCUCAUUAAGAUGGAUGUCCUUCACACGCCCUGCACUCAGCAUGGUCUACUGUCACUCCUUGGGACCCUGAGUCUCCUGCCUUGUUCAGUCUGUUUGCCAAAUGUCAGCUGGUUCUUUCCACUUGGGGAUUUGCCCAGAUGUGUGUUGCAUCCAAAGGGCAUGAUUGUCUAUUAAACAUGUUAAAGGGAAACAAUGUGAUGGGGUGAAUCUUUAACAGCCAGGCUGUCCUGUGUCCUAGGAUUUGAGUAAGCUGACAAAUAGCAUUUUGCCCACCUUAGCUCCUCUUGUCACAGUUUUACUUUACAGGUUGUCAGAUUGUCCCUGCAGAGGAGGAGAUAUUGUAGAGGUAAUAUAAAUAUCAUUUACAGUUUGUGGAACAAGCAUUGGUAUGUUAGGGGUAUAAUGUAGAUGUACAACUUGUUAUAUGGUGAAUGAUUUUUUUUUGCAAGAUCAGUGCAUAUAAGUAUGUUUGCUAUUUUAGACACAUCCUAUACCAUGUUUUCACUUGAUGUUUAUUAAUCAGAAGCGAAUGAUAAAAGAAAAUACAUUUGAUAUUUUAAACACAUUCAUUACCAUGUUGACACUGAAUGUUUAUCAAUUAAAUAUGAUGCACCUCUCUUAUUUUAUAUUUUUCGGGAAAUACUAAAUUUUAAUUAAAUUUUAUGGAACAGACCAUAAACAUAAAACAGACCUAUAUAUCCAUGUACAUUUGCAAUUUUUGCAUUAACUAGUGCUGUUCUAAGGAUUUAAUACAUUUCAAUAAAAGGAAUUAGCUUUUCUCAUUUGGUACGAUACACAAAUGACAUGCGAAUUGUAUCACAUUUUUCCCAGUUUGCCCAUUGUUUGUUCACUGGCAUGACUAGACAAAUGCCUGUUUCCUUGAUUGAGGACAUCCUGGUACCUGGAUGCAACACAUAGGUGAUGAAGUUACUGGUAGUUUUAGUUGGAGUCAGUCUCUUGUUGGGUACAGCCAUCUCAGCAUUAUACAGUCAUAUACUUACAAAGCACUCAACAGCAGGUCACAUUGUAGGGGUACGGGUGGCCUAGUCGUAUAAGGUGCUGCAGUUUGCUCCGCAGAAUUGCACCCCUUUGGCACACCAGAACUCGUGAGUUCAAAUCCCAGUUCACCCCUUUUAUGUUUCUAGGUUUGUCAGCACCAUACCCAUGCACAUGGGUUUCAUUGAAGUGGUAAACGUCUGAGAACUGCAUCACUUCGGGCUUUCCUCCCACAUUUAGCUGACAUGUCGUGAUAUAACUGAAAUACUGUUCAAACCAGCGUUAAACCCACCUUACUCACUGACUCUUGCUUCAGGUUUUUAUGACAACUUCCAUGUGGAAAGAAUCCUCUCUGUUUCUGUGAGGACACCUCCAGACCAAUGUCUUCAAGAUCUGACAUAGACCGAGUCUGAUUACGAUGUGCUAGUCCAAGCAGGGUUGUGUUGUAUAGCUAAUAACGAUUGUUUCUUGAUUGUGAUACGAGUGAUGCUAGAUGAUGUACAGACCUAUAUAAUGAUGCACACUUUGGAAUUUCUGCUGUAAAAUAGUGCUUUAUGUGGAUUGUAUGCAGUGAGUCCAUGAUUAAUAUUUGGGCAUGUUAAAGUAGCGUUUUCAUGUUUAUGUUUCAUGCUUUUCAGGUAAUGUUUUGCAAAUUUCAUUUGUCUUUGUCCAUUGAACCAACAAAUCAAUCAAGUACAUUCCUAGGUGAUGUUUGUAUUAGGGACCGUCCAUUAAUAAUGGAGGAACUUUUUAUGGGCAGGGUUUAGAUAAUAUUGAAAGAGCCCUUCAUUUUAUCAUGUUGUCUUUUCUAUCAAUAGUUUUUUUUUUAUGGUGAAUAUUAUUUGGACUUUUCUAACUACCCAACUGAGGACAUGACACUUCUUUUUUUGGUUUUGAUAACAACUUUAGUUUUUUAUUCCUUUUUUGUGGUUGCUUCUUGCAUUUCAUGUCUUUAUGUUCAGAUCUUUAUGUGUACCCUCAUUGUUUUAAUUCCCACCCUUCACCCCAUAUUAUAGACUGGUCCCUUGCAUGUAAGUAUGACUAAUUGAGACUUUGUGUAAUCGAAUUGUCAUCUGCAUGCAAACACGUCUUAGGCUAUUCAGAACAAGGUAUUCUCCCUGGAGACUGAAAAGGAUUGACUUAUGACCUGGUCCCCAUUACACAAUAGGCUGUUACUGCUAUGACUUUCACAAGUCAGUGUUAGAGUUAAAAUCGUCUUAGCGCUAAGAGUACUGUUUGAAAUAGGACUCUGAAGGCAUAUGGUAGAGAAGGAAGACACUUGAGUGCAGUCUCGUCAGAAAGAUGAACUAGUCUUAGCCUGUUUGGUUCAAUACUGAAUCAAUAGACUAUAUUUUUGAACAUUUACACCCAAUACACAUGAUACAAGAAUACUUUCAUUCAUCGUUGCUUGAAGACAAAGCCUAAGUGUACUUAAGAAAAUGGGGAGCUAUCCUGAGGCCAUAUUUUAUUUAUAUUUGUUUGCUUAUGUUCAAAUUGCAAAUUCAAGUAUGGAUCAAAUAAGUAGUCAUUUGUUUUAGGUAUAUUGGAAUACAUGUAUUGCAAGUAUAUUUUCACUUUGGCCUGAGAAUAAUGCCUUUUGAUUUAUUUUAGUUGCACACUGAAGGUCCAGUGUUGAGAAAAGGAACUGACAAGUGAAUGUGAUAUUUAACAUUUAAUCCAAGCAAAACAUACUUCAGUUGUUUAGUCCAGUCCUGUACAUUCUAUUGUAUUGUGUUUCAGUGUAGCUUGUGUUGACUUAUUUAUCUUGUACAGUUUCAAAAUAUAUAUGUUCAUUUUUGUGCGAUGUGAGACUGUUUUAUGUUGUUUCAUUUACCAUACACCUUGAUUGAAUUUAGAAGUUGGCGAGGUGAACAAGUACAAGUUUGUAUGGACAAACAACUUCUAUAUUACAGCUUAGAUGACUUUGUUUUGGUGUAGACAAGCGUUUGCUGAUAAAAGUGUAAGAAUCUACCCCAAAGCCAAGUCGCUGCUUGUAAUAGAAGUUGUAUAUACAGAAGAACUUCUCCUUGUUUUCCAUACACAUGUGAACAUUUUGAGUGCAUAGUUCAUUUCAGAGUGCUUGCAUUGCAUUUCAGACACCAUAUUGAUUUGCAUUUAGAAAUGAGGUCCACUGUAUGCAGGAUAUGAUCUUGUUUACAAUUCAUCUUCUUCUCAGGGUUUAUGAACAGUUGAAAUACUUAUCCUUGCAUUAACUUUCCCUGAAUAAACUCUGUGGGUUAAGACAAAAUCAGCUUGAAUGACAAACUUGAGUAGCAGUCUGAAAGAUGUCAGAGGGAGUGAGUGAGUGAGUGAGUGAGUGAGUGAGUAUGGUUUUUCGCCGCUUUUAGCAAUAUUCCAACAAUAUCACGGUGGGGGACACCAGAAAUGGGCAUCACACUUUGUACCCACGUCGAGAAUUGAACCCGGGUAUUCGACAUGAUGAGCGAACACUUUAACCCCUAGGCUACCCUACUGCCCUGAAAGAUGUCAGAAACUGUGCCAAUGGGAAUUACAUUCACCACUCAAUGCAUGUUACUUAGUCAUCGUCAGGUUCAUAAUGUGGAUGUAAUUAGAAUUCACUUACCACAAUAUAUCUUCAACCUGUUAUUCUUCUGCUGUGAUGGCCGAAAAUAAUUGUCUUGUUGGAAUAUUUGUUACCUCUGCAUUAUCCAUUAGUUAGCCAACAUGAACGUUUCUGCAGUGGUUAGGACAGGAUGUUCCAGUAGGAAAGCUUUGUACUCAAGUUUCAGUAUGUCGGUGCACAUUUUAACCUUACAUUUUCACUCUUAUGGAAGGGGGCGGUAGCCUAGUGGUUAAAGCAUUCCCUCGUCACACUGAAGACCUGGGUUCGAUUCCCAACAUGGGUACAAUGUGUGAAGCCCAUUGUGAUAUUGCUGGGAUAUUGCUAAAAGCGGCGUAAAACCAUACUCACUCAUUCACUGAUUCUUAUGGAAGAUCUAUUCAUUCAGUUUAGUUCUGGGUUCUUAUCAAAGAUGUUUCCUACUGAUCCUCUAGGGCCUGUGGUGUAGCCUCAUGGGUCAUUCAUUAGUCACAACUGCUGUUGUUUAUUACAAAUGUGUUGGCUUAAGGUGGUAGAGGUGACUGAUAUUUCACUGAUAACAAUGAAAAUCAAUAUAGGUAAUAGGCUUUGAUUGCUUAGUUCGACAAUAUUGCACUGAAUACAAUGUUAAAAUACAAUGUUAUGUACCUCUGAAUUUAUGAAAAUAAGAACUUAAAGAAGAAGAACAAAGUAUUGAUUUCUUCAAAAUUUGCCUGCCAAAAAGUGUCAUAGAUAAAUCCCAUCCAUCAACAAUAUUCAGUAUUGUAUGGACCACUAUGAGCCAUUCCUCGUGAAGGAGUCCCCUGUACCCUGAACAUUGUGUUCAGUUAUCACUCUAUUCAGCCGAGUGUGUUUCCAUAUUGUAAUAUGAGUAAUAAUAAUUGUAUUAGGCGAGCUCUUAUAUAUCAUGAAUUAGGAAUUAAAGCUGUAUUCUGAAAGCAUUCGUCCAGCAAUAUAAAUAUUUUAUAUUGCAUAUAUAUGAUAUUUAAGAUACAGAAACAUGCAAAGGUAACAAUCUAUGUAUCUGAUAAUGUCACUCUUAAAGUAAUGGAUGUUUAAGACUUUGGUUCAUUCACUAAUGUAGCUUUAAAAACCACAUAAAAAUUCAAAGUUUGAGUGAAAUGCCGAAAUUAUCAUACCGGGGGUAUUGUGCCAAAUGACUGGUGCCAUGUUGGUCCACAGAAACAUGGCACCACCUUGGGAAUCUGUUAUCUAAGCAUAUUGGGAAUAUUAGUCAGUAGUUUAUUGAGAAAGAAGGCAUUGCACCAAUGUGUGGAGCUUGAAGUGAUUUCUGCUCGGCAACAUUUGCAUCCUGGUUGGUUCAUUAUAAAGUUUAUCGGAUUGGUUUAUCACAUCGAUAAUACUAGCCAUUAUAUGAUCAUGUUUAUUAUGUUAGGAGAAGUAGAUAUGGCUAAAUGUGCUGCCAGCCAAAUCCCAUUACUGUAUAAGGGGAAGGAGCCUUGUGCCUCGUGUGAUAGAAGUGUUUAUAGAUGAACAGUCCUCCAAACAAGGCGUAUAUGUUCCUUUGGCAUUAUAUUAUUGGCAUCACUUGUGUAAGUUUAAACAUAUUUGAUGUCUGCAGCUCCAUUGGGAAAACAACAUUCCACUCUGUUACAGGGUUACAUGGGUUCAAUGGACCAGAUGCAUGGAACAUUGGCCAAAAGUGUUCGAAGAUUAGAGAUUCAGUUCUUGACUGUGGGUUUAGCUGUGGGGUCAGUAACAAAAAUCAGAUAGACAAGGAGGGGAGUCACAAUCAUGGGAAUGCCAGAUAAAACUGGCAGAAUAAUCAUGAUAUUAAUGCAGGUUUUCAUUAUCAUUUAAAUGUUACCCUCUCAUUGUUAACUUGUUUUGAAUAAUGUUAUGUCUUUAGAUACUCUUAAGGUCAUAUUACCUCUCUCCUAACUCCGCGACAUGUAAUGCGGCAACAACAGAGGAAGGUGAGAUGAAGCCAUUUUGAAAAGGGGGGAGGGGGUGCACACUACCCCAGUGAACAAAGACACAAAAAGGGCAGGACACCCCCUUGUUCUUCCAGCAAGCAACACCACAGGUGCCUGUGUUAUUAGCAAAGGUCUGGCUAAACCUUCUCUGUUACAGUGAACAGAAUAUACUGUCAUUGGUAGAAGGCAAGUAUUGGUCAUGUAUGUUAUCAAGCUACAAGUGUUGAUUAGUAUGAACAAUCCUGAAAGAUUAUCAUUUUUAAUGGCAGUCAACUAGCUUGUUACUAACAUGAUUUGGUUGGUACUGUCAACAAGAUGGUGCACUGUUUGGUUGGUACUGUCAACAAGAUGGUGCACUGUUUGGUUGGUACUGUCAACAAGAUGGUGCACUGUUUGGGUUGGUACUGUCAACAAGAUGGUGCACUGUUUGGUUGGUACUCUCUGCAAGAUGGUGCACUGUUUGGGUUGGUACUCUCUACAAGAUGAUGCACUGUUUGGUUGGUACUGUCAACAAGAUGGUGCACUGUUUGGGUUGGUACUCUCUACAAGAUGGUGCACUGUUUGGGUUGGUACUCUCAACAAGAUGGUGCACUGUUUGGGUUGGUACUCUCUACAAGAUGGUGCACUGUUUGGUUGGUACUCUCAACAAGAUGGUGCACUGUUUGGUUGGUACUCUCUACAAGAUGGUGCACUGUUUGGGUUGGUACUCUCAACAAGAUGGUGCACUGUUUGGUUGGUACUCUCUACAGGAUGGUGCACUGUUUGGGCUGGUACUCUCAACAAGAUGGUGCACUGUUUGGUUGGUACUCUCUACAAGAUGGUGCACUGUUUGGGUUGGUACUCUCAACAAGAUGGUGCACUGUUUGGUUGGUACUCUCUACAGGAUGGUGCACUGUUUGGGCUGGUACUCUCAACAAGAUGGUGCACUGUUUGGUUGGUACUCUCUACAAGAUGGUGCACUGUUUGGGUUGGUACUCUCAACAAGAUGUUGCACUGUUUGGGUUGGUACUCUCAACAAGAUGGUUCACUGUUUGGGUUGGUACACUUUCAAUGAGAUAACAUUAAUGACCCUUAAGUUGGGAUUGAUAUUUGUACAUUACAUGAAUGUGAAUGCUUUUUGAAAAACAACUUGUGUUUUUCUUUUCAUUUUCAUAUUAGAAGUUUGAUGCAUGUGCGUUGUUGUUAUCAUGUGAGGUGUUUCUGGAUAAUAGCAUUGGAUGCUUUGUUUUGUUGGUACUGCAGUAUCCAGUAACCAUGGUAGUUCAUUAUGAGAAGUGCUUUCAGACCAAAAUGUUGAUUUUUCUAGAUUAUUAUAUUCAUUGAAUACAGCUAUUGUGUGUUACAUUCGAAAAGUGCUUGAAUUCUGAACGAGAGGAACAGACGUGACCUUUAUGUCGAGAUUCUUGUGUGAGUUCACAGAGAUGGUUUGUGUGAUGAAUUUGUGUUGCAAUGUCCUGCUGGGACAUCUCCUGGGAAGGAACUGUUCAAAAGUAAUGUUCCACCUCCAGAAUAAUUUUGAUAAGAAAUGAAGAUGAAAUAUGUUUUUCACUCAGAGAAGCCAGAAUCUUAUUAUUGUUUCAUCUGGUCUUGAUUAUCUCAUGGUGGCAUUCUUGGAGUAGGUUUCAAGUCUAAAUUAGGGGUUAUCAUUUAACUUAUCAAGGACUGAGAGUGAAUUGUACUUGGAUGGCUGCUCACACUAUCAACAACUGGUUUGCCUGAUGCAGCUCAGUUUCUUUCUCAGCUGCAAAAUCGCUGCCUUCUGUAUAAGGCCAAUUCACUGACGCUUUACAGACUGUUCCAAGACUUUUUUAAUGGACAAUUCAUUUUGCUUGAGAAUCAUGAUAUCAACUUGAAGUAUCAUUCUGAUAAAGUUUGUGUAUAUACAUAAAUGGAAAGCGGAUCAUGCUCUGAAAUACUCUUAAUUGUGUUAAUAAUUAUGGAACUACGAGACUUUCCAAAAGAUGUUUUGUUUCUUCUGUUCUGAUCACAGGCAUAUUGCUACACAUGACAGGAAGUUUACUAUGACUGACAUUGAACAUGAGUAUUGGUAGCUCUGUACAUAUAUAAUAUUUUAAUCAUAAAUGUACAGUAAAUCAUAGUCUGGUUUGUAAAAAUAACUUCCUAUUCUGUUUUACAUGAUGUUUGAAAAAUGUGCCUAUAAAAAUAUAAAAAAAAUGCUGGCUUUGCUAACUAUUA
Messenger RNA from Haliotis rufescens (red abalone), 8914 nucleotides. Its product is annotated as E3 ubiquitin-protein ligase NRDP1-like. The record is from RefSeq and is a predicted model, not a curated record. Bases 121 to 1068 code for a protein of 315 amino acids. The transcript has 8 exons. Gene Ontology annotation, molecular function: ubiquitin protein ligase activity. Gene Ontology annotation, biological process: tumor necrosis factor-mediated signaling pathway; protein K63-linked ubiquitination; positive regulation of JNK cascade. NCBI's taxonomy places the organism in Eukaryota, Metazoa, Mollusca, Gastropoda, Lepetellida, Haliotidae. Gene Ontology annotation, cellular component: plasma membrane signaling receptor complex.